CGAACUGGAAGCUGCGAAUAAGCCACUUCAGCGUCUUUGAACGGAAACACAUUACAUAAUCUUGUCAUGAUAUAAGAACCUACACACACGCGGGGAAGUCAAGCAAAGCUGCGCGUAAGCACAACUACACCUGGCGUUCAUACAAAUAGGACGCAUACUCCGAGCUUCAGCGAACUACAGAUGUAUGGAUCGCUUUGAGAUUGGCUACUGCUGUUCACAUGCUGGAGAGAACGUUUACUAGGAACGUGAGAUUGUAUUGUAUUCUGUGAAUGAACGGCCUUCUCUGUGCUUGCUACGUCUAUUUAUAAUUUUGUCCAACAUAUCACCAUUGAGCUACUAUCAUCUUAGGCGAUAUGCUUCUAUGUAAUCUCGACUCAAACCAUCAUUAAACCGCUAACGUCAUCUUCAGUGCUUGACUGGCUGCAGAAAACUAAAGAACAUCAAUCCGUCAGUUGUGAAUGCCUAAAAGAACUAUAGUAGCUCAGUCAUCCAGCGCAUAAAUAAGCAAUCAACAUCCAGCACAAGAAUCGAUGCCGAGGGUGGUUCUAUUGCUACUCCUCAAAAGAGGCGUUUAAACCAGGAGACAUCUGGUUUUGGAGGUGGGCUGUAAUACAAUAAGAAGCGCGCGCUGGAGUUAUGAAGGCUAAACGGGUAAUUGGCGCUGUUCGUCCAGCACCACCGCCACAGUCACCUUGCACUGAAUGACACCAAGAUAGACGGGGCGUCAGACUUCUUGACUCAUUUCCAGUGGAACCUUAAUAUGCUUUUAGUGUGAGUUCAAUCGUUCUGAUGUAAUUCUGUUGUCCUUUUUUUGUGGAUCGACGGGGAGAGAGUGAGGAUUACGCGUUUAAAUUGCACGCAGGACGCGAACACGACCGGCACCAGCAGUAGAUUCUUGUACUUUUUAUACAACAAAAUAAAUGUGUAUUUUCCACUAAUUCAUUUUGUGAACUUUUUAUUCCAUCGAUUUUGUUUAACCCAUGAAUCCAUGCGUGACACUCGUAUCAACAGUGUUGCUUGUAGCUUUUCGAACCCGUAGUGAUGCCCGGAGCCGGUAGAAGAUAUGCCUAGGGCGACGCGAUGGGCCAAGGCGACGAAAAGGAUCGCAUAGUGAUCAACGUAGGAGGGAUAAAGCAUCAGACCUACCGCGGUACUCUGCGCACCUUGCCUGGCACUCGGCUUGCCUGGCUUGCCGAGCCUGAUGCCCCGAACAACUUCGACUAUGAUGCCAAGAUCGGGGAGUUCUUCUUCGAUCGCCACCCGGGCGUCUUUGCACACAUCCUCAAUUACUACCGGACGGGAAAACUGCACUGUCCAGCGGAUGUGUGCGGGCCAUUAUACGAGGAGGAACUAGCGUUCUGGGGCAUUGAUGAGACUGACGUAGAACCAUGUUGUUGGAUGACAUACCGACAACAUCGGGAAGCCGAAGAGGCUCUAGUUAGCUUCGGAGGGGGAGCUCUUGAUAUUGGUCAUGAGGAACCAGAGGCCGACGGUAUUACAGAAGCGGCAGAAGGGGAUGAGGGGGUUGAAAUGACUCGGAGACUGGCGCAAGGGGACUCGCCCGAUAACAGAUCCGGGCGCUGGAACCGCUGGCAGAAGAAGAUAUGGGCGCUCUUUGAGGAUCCGUAUUCCUCGAAAUACGCGCGGUGGAUAGCAUUUGCGUCUCUGUUCUUCAUCCUGGUGUCCAUCACAACUUUCUGUCUGGAGACUCAUGAGGCCUUCAACCCCAUAAUCAACCGCACAGAGAUUGAAGUGGUGGACAAUGUGACCGUGGAGCACAUUUACCCUGAGACAGAGACCAUGGUGCAGCUCAUGUACAUCGAGGGCAUCUGUGUCAUAUGGUUCACCUUUGAGUUCCUCAUACGAGUCACAUUCUGUCCUGACAAACUCAAAUUCAUAAAAAAUGCCCUCAACAUCAUUGACUUUGUGGCCAUCCUACCCUUCUACCUGGAAGUGGGACUGAGUGGCCUCUCCUCCAAGGCAGCAAAAGACGUGCUGGGCUUCCUGCGCGUGGUGCGCUUUGUCCGGAUUCUGCGCAUCUUCAAGUUGACACGCCACUUUGUGGGUCUGCGGGUGCUUGGGCACACGCUCCGUGCCAGCACCAAUGAGUUCAUCCUCCUCAUCAUCUUCCUCGCACUCGGGGUCCUCAUCUUUGCCACCAUGAUUUACUAUGCCGAACGUAUUGGAGCCAACCCCAAUGAUCCUCGCGCUAGUGAACACACACAUUUUAAGAACAUCCCUAUUGGCUUCUGGUGGGCUGUGGUUACGAUGACAACACUUGGAUAUGGUGACAUGUAUCCUCAGACGACCUCAGGCAUGUUGGUGGGUGCUCUUUGCGCUCUGGCUGGUGUAUUGACCAUCGCCAUGCCUGUGCCUGUCAUUGUCAACAACUUUGGCAUGUAUUACUCCCUGGCAAUGGCAAAACAAAAACUACCAAAGAAAAAGAGCAAGCACAUCCCUCGGGCACCCCAGCUGGGAUCCCCCAACUACUGUAAGUCGGCCAUUAAUUCUCCAAGACCCAGUACACGCAGUGAUUCCUGCCCGCUGGCCCAGGAAGAAGUCUCUGAGAUUAGAUAUCAAGAUUUUAAAGUUAAUGGAGAGGCAUCUAAAGCAGCCUUGGCUAAUGAGGACUGUCCCCACAUUGACCAGGCAGUGUCACCCGAGGAAGUGUUCAGCCCUGUGGACCGUGAGAGACCCUGCUUCCUGCUCACCUCUGGAGAACGGGGUAAUCACAUAGGGGCACGAGUCAGGAAGGGUUAUGAAAAGCCAUGGAGCCAUAGCAGCAUGUCUGGAGGUGUGGCCUCAGUGUCGGCCCUCCCCUGCAGCCCGCCCUGUCUCAUGCAACAGGCCCACUCCCCCAUCCCAUCCAUCCUGUAGCAUGGACAACCAAACUAACCAAUCAGAGGCCCCGCUCUGCAGUGCUGCGCUGAGACACCUGCCCACACUGUGUACCAUUCGUCUCUCAUCAGUCUUUCUAUGAGCUCUACACUCUCUCUCUGUCUCUCUAUGUUUGUCUCUUCCUCUCUGUCUGUCUGUCUGUCAGUCUCUCUAUCUCCAAUCUUAUCCUAAUUGUCCUAACUCUGGUUUUCUCCUAGAUUUGAUUCUGUUCUCUUGCCUGCCUACUCAUGUCAUGUUGUCAUGUUAUGUUCCAUACUUUUGUCCUGCUUGUUUUCUUGUGCUUCUCCCUUUAUCCAUUGUUUCUCUUCUUUCGUCUUUCUUCCCAUUCAUGUAUUUUCUUGUCUCCUCUUUUGAAACCCCUACAUUAUCAUGCUCAUUUCUCUUUCACCUUUCCCUCUUUCCCCUUCGGUGUUUCUAAAGCUGUGGUUUUCAUCAGGUGCUAUUGGUCACCUUUUUUAAAAAAAAAAGAAAAAAAAAAGAAAAUGGCUGUUUCAUAUGAUUUUACAUUCUGAAAGUAAUCAUGUAAUAAAAAAUAUCUUAAAAGGACACUAACCAAUCAUAAUUCUAUGAUGCACAUGUCACCAACAUAAAACUAUAACUGAAGGAACCUCAUUUGCAUUUGCAUGCCUUGCAUGGGAAACUGAAAAAAAAUGUAAGUCUAAUGAAAAUGAUCUUGUUUUACAUUCAAACCUUCUUUACAAGUAUACAAUGCAGUCAAAGUAUAUCAUUAAAGAUGAUAUAAAGUACAUGUAGCAGUGAAGACAUUUUCUUUGCUGACACUUUUUGCCUUUCCCCAAACCAUGACCUUGUGUGUGUUUGAGCACACAACAUUUCUAAUAGUAGCAGUGGUCAAUUCGACCAUCCAACUUUUCUUCUGGAAAAAGAUUAAAAUGCAAAUAGUGAAAUAAUGCACUUUAACUUUGAUAAUGACCAUCUAUCUAUUAUUCUACUUUAUUCAGGCUUAGGAAAUAAGAGUAUUGCUUUUGAGUAAAGUUCAGCAUUUAUUUUUCAUAAAUUGUUUCACGCCGUGAUAAUUGGAGUAACUAACGUAUGUUGUUCUCUGUAGCAAAUUAAUUGUAAGUGUACUACAUAAGAAUAUGUGCAGUUAACAAAAAAUAUGUAUGUACUUUUUGAAGUUACUUGGGGAAAGGUAAAUGCAUGCACUUUUAUGCAAAAAAAAAGAGGUACAGUAUGCGAAUGACACUGUAAAAAAACACUUGCAUGAAAUAAAUUUUGUAUUGAA
Electrophorus electricus (electric eel) is the source of this 4141-nucleotide messenger RNA. RefSeq names its product potassium voltage-gated channel, Shaw-related subfamily, member 1b (gene kcnc1b). Gene Ontology annotation, cellular component: postsynaptic membrane; axon terminus; presynaptic membrane. The record is from RefSeq and is a predicted model, not a curated record. Gene Ontology annotation, molecular function: delayed rectifier potassium channel activity; protein binding. Lineage: Eukaryota; Metazoa; Chordata; Actinopteri; Gymnotiformes; Gymnotidae. Gene Ontology annotation, biological process: protein homooligomerization; action potential; potassium ion transmembrane transport.